AUGCGGACAGACGAGUUCCUUCCAGCGCGCAAGCCGGCCAGCGGCAGCCAGAUCUCAUCCGAGCGGAUUGCCCUGGACACGGACGAAAUCGUGCUGGACCCCGAAGAGACAUGGCACUGUACUCAGGGCGCUGCACGAGGCUGUAUGCUUCCGGGACCCUGGCUGUCUGCCCCAUGGCGCCGCAGCGCCCUGUUGGCACCAGAUGAAAAGGGGAACAACAGCCGCCGCUUUGCUGUCUGA
Molecule: messenger RNA, 240 nt
Organism: Grosmannia clavigera kw1407
Lineage: Eukaryota; Fungi; Ascomycota; Sordariomycetes; Ophiostomatales; Ophiostomataceae
Exons: 2
Coding region: 1-240 (79 amino acids)
Source: RefSeq, a predicted model, not a curated record